This is a messenger RNA of Nezara viridula (southern green stink bug), 1294 nucleotides long. The record is from the annotation of a GenBank genome assembly. Lineage: Eukaryota; Metazoa; Arthropoda; Insecta; Hemiptera; Pentatomidae.
GGAACUUCAGUAGUGUGAAGGACGUUCGUCUGUGUGGACUGUCUGUAAUAUAGGCUAAAAGGAUAAUGGGGGAGAAACGGUUGCCAAAGUGGUACUUCGGAGGGAUGGCAUCUGCUGGAGCAGCCUGUUUCACUCACCCAUUAGAUUUAAUUAAGGUGCAAUUACAAACACAGCAGGAAAACAAAGUGAGUGUUUUCCGUUUAGUUGGUAAUAUCGUCAAAAAUGAUGGUUUAUUCUCUCUCUACAAUGGAAUUUCUGCAUCUUUACUUCGACAAUUAACUUAUUCCACUGCAAGAUUUGGAAUCUAUGAGAUUGCCAAAGAGCAUCUUUCAUCUCAUGGGGAAAAGGUCUCUUUUGGAAAUAGAGUGCUGAUUGCUGGUAUGGCAGGAGCAGCUGGUGGGGUAGUUGGUACUCCUGCUGAUCUAGUCAACGUGAGAAUGCAGAAUGAUAUGAAAUUACCACGUGAACAAAGGAGAAAUUACAAGAAUGCAAUUGAUGGAUUGUGGAGAGUUGCUAGAGAAGAGGGCCCAAUAAAAAUGUUUAAUGGCGCUUCGGCAGCGACAACACGAGCUGUCUUCAUGACAAUUGGCCAACUCUCAUUCUAUGACUUAUUCAAAGAUUUCUUAUUAAGCACUAGUUACUUUACUGAUAAUUCAACGACUCAUUUUCUUUCUUCGUUAGGAGCUGGUGGUGUAGCGACUACUUUGACUCAACCGUUAGAUGUUCUUAAAACAAGAGCUAUGAACGCGAAACCUGGAGAAUUCAAAGGACUUAUGGAUAUUGCAAUAUACACAGCUAAACUUGGGCCAUUGGGUUUCUUCAAGGGGUAUGUUCCAGCAUUUAUAAGAUUGGCUCCACAUACCAUUCUAACUUUUAUGAUUCUAGAACAAUUAACCGAAAGUUUUGGUGUGUUGCAUUCUCCGAACCACUAAUGAAAAUCUGUCGUUUUGCUAUAAGAACAUAUCAUUGCCUAAUGCUAACAUUAUCAUACUUUGCCAGUGUUGUGGUCAGUUGAUGUAUAUAAAGGCAACUUGCUACACAUAAUCUUUUAUCAUGUAUAAACUAUUCUUUCCAUUUCGUAUCAUGGAAAUCGUUUCAGACAAAAUAAAGUGCAUGAUUUUUAGACAAAUGGCAAAGUAGUAUCUGUAAAUGGGUGUGCAUAAAUAAACACACACAUAUAUAUAUUACGUGGAAAUUUGCUAAGUUUAUAAAUUAUUCAUAAUCAAGUAGGUUUUUUAUGUUACUGGUUAUAAAAUCCUACUUAGCGUUCGUACUUAAAUAAUUACAAGUGAAU